UUUCCGAUAAGAUAGCAAGCGCAUCCAACAACUUGCCAUUCGCAAACCUACUUUAUUAGAGUUCGACCUCGACUUCCUUCUCCAUCCUCGGCCCAGCGUCGCUCCGAGCCGCACGCCGCACGCUGCAAGCAUGGGAAAAGGCACCGACAAGCUUUACAUCAACCACUCGGAGUGGUCAUCGACGGAUGCCUACAGCGCCAGCGUCGGGGCGAAUGCGCGAAAACAGGGUGGCGGCGCAGCACACGCGAGCUUCAAGCGCCUCCCUUUCCACUUCUGCGCCGCCAGUCUCCAGCCUUUCAAGAACCCCGUCUGCACCCCGCAAGGCACCAUCUUCGAUGUCGAGGUCAUUGGCGCCUGGCUGGAGAAGCACAAGACGAACCCCGUCAACGGCGAGCCGCUCGCCGCCAAGGACCUCAUCCGCCUCAAUUUCGCCCGCAAUGCCGACACCGCCGCCCAGGACGACCGCAAUGGCGCGCCCGCGCCGACCGACGGGAAGGGCGACUUCAUCGACCCCGUCACGUUCAAGGUGUUUACCGACAACACGCACAUCGUCGCCAUCCGCCACGGCAACUACGCCAACGUGUUCGCCUGGGAGACGGUCGAGCGCAUGAACAUCAAGGCCAAGAUGUGGCGCGACCUGGUCGACGACGUCGAGUUCACCCGCAAGGACAUCAUCACGCUCCAGGACCCGCAGAACGCCGCCAGCCGCGACCUCGGCCAAUUUAGGUACCUCCAGGAAGGGCAGGACGCUCCUCUGCUCACCAAGGAACAGGCCGAGCAGCGCGAGCAGGGCGGCAUCAAUGUCGGCGCCCUCGGCCGGUUAGGCGACAAGGUGCUCCGCGCGAAAGAAGCCGUCGAGCGCGCCCGCCAGGCCCGCGCGACCGGCGGCGACGUCAACCGCAUCACCAAGUCCCUCGCCAACAACCCCUCCUCGAAGACAUCCUCCUCCUCCACCACCACCACCACCGCCGCCGCCAACCCGGCAUCCCGAGCCCCCUCCGCCAUCCAGGAGAAGAAGCUCGCUCCCAACGCGGCCAUCUACACCACCGGCCGCACGGCCGCCUCGUUCACCUCCACCGGCCUCACGCCCUCGACGUCCACCGAGCGGGCCAUCCUCAGCGACGAGGAGUGGAUGCUCCGGCCGCGGCGGAUCAGGCACAAGGGGUACGCGCGGGUGGAGACGAACCUGGGGGCGCUGACGGUGGAGCUGCACACGGAGACGGCGCCCAAGGCGGUGUGGAACUUUGUGCGGCUGGCGCAGAAGGGCUACUACCGGGGCGUGCGCUUCCACCGCAACAUCCGCAACUUCAUGAUCCAGGGCGGCGACCCGACCGGCACCGGCCGCGGCGGGCAGAGCAUCUGGGGCAGGGCCUUCGCCGACGAGCUCGAGGGCCCCCACGUGCACGACGGCCGCGGCGUCGUCAGCAUGGCCAACAAGGGCAAGAACACCAACUCGUCCCAGUUCUUCAUCACCUACCGCCCGGCCAAGCACCUCGACCGCAAGCACACCGUCUUUGGCCGCGUCGUCGAGGGUGCCGACUCCACCCUCGACAAGAUGGAGGCCGUCCCCGUCGAGGAGGGCACGAACCGCCCGCUCCAGGACAUUGUCAUCCAGGAGGUGGUGGUGCUGAUCGACCCCUUCGAGGAGUUCCUCAAGGAGAAGAACAAGAAGGAAGAAGAGGACAAGAGCCGGGAGGAGGCCAGGCGGCUGGGCGGCAACGAGGACGACCGCACGACCUGGACCGGCAAGAGGAUCCGUGCCGACGGGGCGGUGGUGGGAGACGAAAAGGCGAAGGGGGUUGGGAAGUAUCUAAAGGACGCUAUCGCUGCUGCUGCUGCUGCGCAGCAAGAUGAUGGCGGUGGCGCGGAAUCGGUGGAGACGUGGGAAGAACCGGCAAAGAAAAAAGUCAAGAUGGGAGGAGGGUUUGGGAACUUCGAUUCGUGGUGAGUAGGAAGGGAAAAUGGGAAAUUUGCUUGAGCAUCGCACGGCGUUGAUCGGGAAAAGCGGGCCUAAGAAUAUGAUCGAGUUCUGGGAGCUGAACAUUUGUUUCGUGCCGGGGCGGUUCAAUCGGGGAAUAAACAUGUAUCAGAAUAUAUAU
This is a messenger RNA of Thermothelomyces thermophilus ATCC 42464, 2099 nucleotides long. RefSeq lists its product as uncharacterized. The coding region runs from base 131 to 1948 and encodes 605 amino acids. Gene Ontology annotation, cellular component: catalytic step 2 spliceosome. Gene Ontology annotation, biological process: protein folding; protein peptidyl-prolyl isomerization; protein polyubiquitination. The record is from RefSeq and is a predicted model, not a curated record. NCBI's taxonomy places the organism in Eukaryota, Fungi, Ascomycota, Sordariomycetes, Sordariales, Chaetomiaceae. Gene Ontology annotation, molecular function: peptidyl-prolyl cis-trans isomerase activity; ubiquitin-ubiquitin ligase activity. The transcript has a single exon.